This is a messenger RNA of Puntigrus tetrazona (Sumatra barb), 2004 nucleotides long. RefSeq names its product family with sequence similarity 185 member A (gene fam185a). The record is from RefSeq and is a predicted model, not a curated record. Bases 142 to 1287 code for a protein of 381 amino acids. NCBI's taxonomy places the organism in Eukaryota, Metazoa, Chordata, Actinopteri, Cypriniformes, Cyprinidae. The transcript is spliced from 8 exons.
UUCCGUCGUUGUGCGGCGCAAACUUGCCGUCAUGAUGUACACGUUACUACACGGCGUUUAUUGCAAGUAGCGUCCCGUAUAUUGUUUUAGUGCAUACUUAUGUAGUUUUAGUCUUAGUGCACAUUAAGUGAAGCUUUGGUAAUGUUCACACAUAGGUUAUGUCACGGUGUGUGCGCGGGUUCAGUGCAGAGAUGUUCAAGACUCUUCAGCAGAGCUUUGAUCUCUCAGGGUCUCCGAGCCUUUUCAGAUACUCCGUCAACUCCUAAAGACUUAAGCAAACCUAUAAAGCAAUGGGAAUUAUUAGUUAAUCCUUUCACAAAGGUCAAGUGUCAUUUAGGCUGUAAUAUAUCGAUAAAAUCCCUGGAUCCACAUGCUUUUCCUGAGGCUAAUCGGGCAUUUAUUAGUGUGCACGUGACAGAUGUGAAUCAAACUGCUAAUGUGGACGGAUUUUAUGUUCAUUAUGAUGACCAAAGCAAUGAACUUAACAUUUUGGCCCACGAGGUGGAUAGCAAUGUCACCGUUGAACUGACAGCACCUACUAAAUGCGACCUCCAUAUCAAGUCUAAAGACAAAGGCAAUGUGAAGAUCCAGGAAAUGGAGAGUGACCUCUGCCAUGUUCACACAGAGAGAGGGCACUGUGUCCUAAAGUCUGUCAAGGGACAUGAGGUUCAAGUUCGUUCCACAGGAGGAAAUGUCACUGGACUUCAGACCAUUCAUGGGAAUGUUGAUAUCAGCACAUCUUUGGACAGUAAUGUCGAUAUUAAGAAAAUUCAGGGAACCACAAUGAAUCUCUCCACAGAACAUGGGGAUCUGAAAGUGAAGGCCAUUUAUGGGGAACACACCUCAGUGUCCACUUCCUCCGGGAGUGUUCAGAUUGGACAUGUACACGGUGAAGCUAUUGUACAAACUAAAACAGGAAAUAUUGUCAUUGACAGCUCGAGUGGUGCCCUGAAGGUGUUUACUGCUGCUGGAAACAUUGAUGCGUAUGUAGGCCAAGAUGGAAGAGCAGAACUUCACAGUCAACAAGGUGCUGUGUGUGUGCGCGUGCCCUCAUCUAUGAAAGCAGCAGUGCGCUUGUGUGGAACCUCUGUUAGCAUUAGCUCAGAGAUGGUUAGCUCAUGUCGAGAGACAGAGCGAACUUCAGAUGAUGGGAAGACAACAGUCACAGCUCAUCUGAAUGGUGGCACACAUGAAGAGAGAUGGAUCAAAGCCACUGCUGAAAAAGGUGCUGUUGACCUGAGAACCCAGAGCUGGUUUGAGACCCUCAGACUCGGAGCUCAGAGUUAAAACCUGCACAGAAGCCCCUGAGACCAAGAACUGACAGAACCUCACUGCUGUUUUAGGCGGGAGAUUUAUACUGGAUCUAUCGUAUAUCUCACCAACAAGACACUUUGCAUAUAGUUUUGAGAUACUACAGCGUCUUGACUGAAGAGUGGGUUAAUGCAUCUAAAUUACAUGUUUCAAACCGAUUGAUAUGGCUACGCUGUGUGCAAGUUCUGCUUCAGAAGAUACAGUAUGCGACAAAAGAUGGUAGCAGAUCCUUAUUGAUGCUUUCUACUUUUUACAAGUAGUGUUAUUUUUGUUUUCGUAUUAACUGCAAUGGCACUGUAUAACAUCUUGCAAGACAACAGCCAGAGAGGUGUUACAGUAUACCAGAUUAGUUGAAGCAACUGCUCAAAAGAAAUAAACCAUGCAAAUUUAAAGUUCUUAUUAAUGAACAUUUCUACACACAUUGCAACAUACAAUAAUAUGUGUAUUACAGAAUACAUACAAUACUGUUCAAAAGUUUGGGUUUGGUUUGUAGGGAUUUAUUUUUUCAUAAUUUUUUUAUAUUUAAAUAUAUUUCUGUGAAGUCAUUGUCCCUUCAUUUAAUAUGCUGCUCAAGAAGUAUUUUUUAGUAUUUUCAGUGUGAAAAACAUUCAAGCUGUUUAAUAUUUUGUGGAAACCAUGAUUUUAUUUUCUGUUCAAAAGAAUAGAAUUUUAAUUUAAAAAAAAAUAAUUCUC